UUUAGUUUAGUUAGAGAGUUCGAGUCUGAGUCCCUCUGAGAAGUAAAACCCUCUCUGAACAGAAUCCUGAGGCAGUAAUGGCGUUCAUAGAGGACGGCAUCGACCUGGACGCGUCGGACUUCGCGGCGUCAGUUCCGCUGAAGAAGGUCCCAAACGGGGACGUGUUCGAGGCGUCGAGGGCGGGGGACGUGGAGCGGCUGCGCUACCUGCUGGAGUCUGGUGUCAAUGUGAACGCCCGCGACCAGUGGGACUCCGUUGCUCUCUACUACGCCUGCCUCGCCGGCCACCUCGACGCUGCCCGCAUGCUUCUCGAGAGCGGCGCCAUCUGCUCCGAGCACACCUUCGACGGCGACCGCUGCCACUACGCCGCCCUUAAUCUCAAAGUCCGCAAACUCCUCAAGGCCUUUGAGGCCCGCCCCCCUCCCUUGGCCCCCUUGCAGGCCGCCCUCCGUGACACCUUCCUUUCCUCCCCCGCUAACCGCUCCUUCUAUGACCUCUCAGACACCGACUUUCAUCUUCCGGGUAUUUCAUCCACCCAGGGAUCCAGCCGUGGCUAUUUUCCUCCAGAUGUAGUUUUUAUUGUACAUGGAAGGCCUAUUGAAGCUCACAGAGUCAUAUUAAGCGCAAGGUCACCAUUUUUUAAGAAAAAGUUUGAGACUGAUUGGAAAGAUCGCAGUGAAGUGAGAUUGCCACGGGAAAAAUUGUCAUAUCCUGCACUCUACAGCCUUAUACACUUCUUUUAUUCGGACAGAUUAGAGAUUGCCGUGGAUGACAUGGAAGAUCUUGUGAGAAUCUGUAAAGUAUGCAACCUCGAAUCACUGCAGAAAAUUCUCGAGAAAGAAGUCAUUCAUCAAAAGUAUGCGGAAUAUAAAGCGUUGAAGGAUGUAGAUAAUUCACAGAAACGAUACAUUUUGCAAGGUCUGUCCCUUCCUGUAGAAGACAGGCUUCCUGCAGCCUUGCACCUAAUCCUUCAAACUGCCCUUUCAAAUUCAACCCUUGGAAACGGUCAAGAUGAUGCAGUUGAUAAAUUGAUUGCUGGGAUAGGUGCUAUGAAAAUGGGUAGAUCUAUUGAUGAUCUUGCUGAUGUAUGUGUAAGAGUUGAUGGGAAAAAUUUCCGUUGCCAUCAAGUGGUUCUUGCAUCAAGGUCUGAAUAUUUUAAGACAAGAUUGUUGCGUAUGAAGGACUUCCAUGAAGGGGAAGAUGAGUUAUAUUUGGAUUUACUUCCUUGCAUUGAAGAGCAUGAUUUGAGUACAGAUGCAUUUGAGAAAAUGAUUGAAUAUAUGUACACUGAUGGCUUGCAGGAUAUAAACCCAGAUCAGGCUGAGGAAAUGUUUGACGUUGCUUCUAGAUACUUAUUAUUUCCUCUUAAGCGUGCGGUGGCUGAUGUGUUGUUGCCACACUUGGAGAUGGUGUCACCCGAAGAACUAUGCCAUUGGUUAAUAUUAGCAGACCUGUAUGGUGUUUUCAAGAUUCGGGAAUAUUGUCUGGACACCAUUGCUUGUAACUUUGAAACAUUUGCUGAUACCAAAGAGUUCAGGGCAAUGCUGUUGACUUUCCCUCCACCAUCUGGAGACUCCUCUCUUCGUACUACUGUCCCAAGCAUGCCUGGAUCUGAUCUAAAAUCGGAUCAAGGAAACCUUCUCGAUGAUUUGCGCGAGAAAUGGCUUGAAAUUGAAGCUGCUGAGCUCGACAAGAGAGAUGAGAGUGCGUUGCAAUUUGAUAAGCAGCUCGAGAUGCUUAUGCUUGUUGCUGAGCAAGAAAAAUCCGAUAAUUCAGAAGCUGAUGCUGAUGGUAUGGAUGACCUCAAAACGUUGGGUUUGUCUCCAGACAGCACAUUAAUUUCAGGUGAUGCAGAAAGAACUGUGAUAAGUUAAUUGGAAUAAGAUGUAUAGCUUUUCUUUGUCAAAGAUAGUAAGUUAGGUGGCUCGGAGUUCUUAAGUUGGGUUUUUGUAACUUCUGUUGCUCGAGCAUUCAUUUAUUCAUACGGCUCUUUCAUAAUCACUAGGUAAUCUUAGACAUCUUCAAUUCUUAUAGUUAUACGAGUGAGUGCGUGCACUUGUACUUUUCCUUAAGCAAGAUUUGCACCUAAGCGUAAUAAAUAGAGUUCCGAGUUCAGGGGGUGAAAUUAUUGUGCUAUAAAGUAACUUCAUGUGAUCUACAAAUCAAUUCGAUAUCGACUUUAUUAUGUUUCCAAACACACCCUUAUGUAUGGCUCAAAGGAAAUUAAGUUGGUAUUCUUUUUCAAAAACAGAAAACAUGAGAAAUAUUGAAAUUAGAAGAGGCUGAUCUCACGUAUGAUAUAUAAUAAGUUAAUAAAAACAAAUGUUUAAUUGUUUAUUUGUUACUAAAGUAAGUUGUUAAUGCUAUGCAUAUAGACAUAGUGUCUUUAUUUCUGGUCACUGUCUAGCCGGGAUGAGGACCACUCGACCCCGACCUCGGUUUACCCUCAUCAGGUGACCUUAGAUGCUACUCUACAUACUCUCCAUGAUUCACCGAUCAGGCCUAGCAUCGGUAUCAAUGGCCACUGCCACUGAAGUUGACGGUUGCUGUGAUACCAGACUGCUGUUGUCUUUGUCCCCUGUGGCUGAUACUGUCCGGAAGCAUCCCUGCAGCUUCCUUCCACGUGACAUCUGUUCGCCCUGUCUUCACAGGACACGGCUCCCUCAUCUUCUCUGAUCGAGCCAGAGGGAGCUUCUCCUCUUUGUGCUCCUGUUUCGCUUUCAGAGGCUGCGUCUGCUUCAGGUCAGGUUGCUGGAACCUUCAUGGCGGAUCCACCCUGCUCCAUCCUCACCAGGGUUGCAGCAGAAUCCGCCGUCCUUUUCAGUAAAUUAUCAAAAAUGCUAUUUGUAUUUGUAUUCUAACAUGUAUUUUUUACUGGUGACUGAUUUUGGU
Arachis stenosperma is the source of this 2892-nucleotide messenger RNA. RefSeq names its product BTB/POZ domain-containing protein At2g04740. The record is from RefSeq and is a predicted model, not a curated record. The transcript is spliced from 5 exons. NCBI's taxonomy places the organism in Eukaryota, Viridiplantae, Streptophyta, Magnoliopsida, Fabales, Fabaceae. Gene Ontology annotation, molecular function: protein binding. Gene Ontology annotation, cellular component: ubiquitin ligase complex; cytoplasm. The coding region runs from base 78 to 1874 and encodes 598 amino acids.